Molecule: messenger RNA, 3816 nt
Organism: Onychostoma macrolepis
Lineage: Eukaryota; Metazoa; Chordata; Actinopteri; Cypriniformes; Cyprinidae
Product: arf-GAP with Rho-GAP domain, ANK repeat and PH domain-containing protein 1
Exons: 23
Coding region: 118-3003 (961 amino acids)
Biological process (GO): signal transduction
Molecular function (GO): GTPase activator activity
Source: RefSeq, a predicted model, not a curated record
UGACUAGUAGGUUUAAAGUUCACCUGAUUUUAACCCAACCCAUACGCGCUCGCGCGAGCGGACAAACCGGUAAGACUCGCGGCUACGUCUUCAUUCCUCAACAAGAACAUCACCAAGAUGUCUGUGUCUGAUCCCCCUGAUAUCAUACCUGUGCCGAAGCCACGAUCAAGAUAUUUACUUGGAGUAGGUGUACAACAGCUGUCAUCUAGUGAAAGAAAUGGCCAAAAGUUGCCUUGUCCAGAUGUUACAGCUGAUACACAGACGAAAUCUGAAGUAGAAACGGAUAUCAAACAUGAAGUUAGUGUGGAUGAUUCAUCCAUCUUUGCACCCCCUGAUCCUCAACAUGUUAAAACCAGCUGCAGUGAAACACCUCCUUGGCCAGAUUCGCUCUCCAGUACCAGUUCAUCUCCAGAUGCAGCAGGAGCCUCUGAUUCAGUGUUUUCUGAUGAUUUCUCUGUGACUCCAGACUUGCUCAGUAAUGAUCUCCACAAUUCAAACAACAACAGUUUCACAGAUCAGGUGAUUGAUCUUCAGACAGAAAUUUGCACCAAUGGAGAGAUCCAUCAAGUUCCCAAAGUUCCCAAAUCACAGGAUCUUCAGAACAAACCUGACAGACCCAAUAAACCAAGGGCUGCAACUAUUCGUGUGAGCAGGAAGAAGCAGACAUUAUCAGGGCCACGCCAGAAAGCCGACACGUCUCACAGUGAGUGUGCGGUGGCACAAUCCAGCUGGCUCGACGUAUGGAAGGGGCGCAAGCACAAUGUUCUAUGGGUCACUCUUGAUGGACAUGUCAUGUCAAUGUGGAAAAAGCGCACAGACAAGUUCACAGAAUAUGUGUUUCACGUAACAAGCAUCACCAACAUACGUGAACAGGAUCAAGGACGCUUCUCCAUCUAUUUACAGAAGAAGCACUUUGAAUUCAUGGCUCACAGUGAGGUUGUGCGGGAGCGCUGGCUGAUGUCUCUCUACGCCACUCGAGGACGGGAACUGAUCACUGCACCCAAACAACACGGACCGCUGAUCAUGAAAGACCCACGGAAAAAGGUGUAUACUGCUAUCUGUGGAUACUCCCUUUGGAUUUACAGCAGCAAAGAGGACUUCAGUGUAGGUCUUGGCAUGAUGUGCGUGUCUAUGAAUAUAGCGUCUGUGAAGGCGACGGGCCGUCACAGCUUCAGUCUCAUUACUCCAUACAGGACCUUCAAUUUCUCUGCAGACUCUGCUAAAGAGAUGACCAUGUGGCUGGAGCGUCUGAAUGAAGUGAUCCGUGGCGCUCUGUCCUACAGCGAGGUGGCACAUCGACUCUGGUCGAGUCCCUUUAAUAAAGUUUGUGCCGACUGUGGCGCUGCCAACCCGGAAUGGGCAUCGGUGAACCUGCUGGUGGUCAUCUGUGAGGCCUGCGCAGGCGCACAUCGAUCCAUGGGCAGUAACAGGUCCAAAGUGCGAGGUCUCAAACUAGAUAAUAAGGUUUGGACGGAGCCUUUAAUUCAGUUGUUUGUGCUGUAUGGCAAUAAAGCUGCCAGCAGUGUUUGGGCUCACAACAUCCCUCCGACGGAGCAGAUCAGCCCUGACGUCUCUCCAGAUCAGAGGCUGGAGUUUAUCCUCGCCAAAUACUGCAAAGGACUUUACUGCAAAGCUCACCCGCUCGCCGCAAACCAGAAGCUGCUUGACCAGAGGCUGCGUGAGGUGGUUUGUGGUGCUAAUGUGGAGGAGACGCUGUCUCUGCUGUGCUCUGGAGCGAGAGUUUCAUGCAGCACCACAGAUCCCGAGCUUCACUCCGCCAUCAGCGAGGCCGAGAGCGCUGGACAGGCCUUGCAGACCGAGCUACUCCGACAUAACGAGUUUGUGGAGUCACCUGACUUUGAGCAAACAAGACAUUCAGAGGAGCAGAUAGAAGAGCUGCAUGGAAAGCUGGAUGAGGAGCGUUUCUUGUUCUCGCAGGAGAACGAGUCUGCGGCCUGUGAUGUGCUGGACUUGACGGAGGUCAUCUCAGUGUUCGACUGCUCUGCAGGGCAAACCCAUGAGUUUGAGGUGUUAUCGCUGACAGACAGACUGAUCUGCAGGGCAGACGGACGAGACGCCCUCCUCAGUCACAUGCUGCAUAUCAUGAAGAUUGUGCCGGCGGGUGCCGUGGUGGAUGAGGAUCUGCUGGGGGUCUGUGCCGUGUCCAGAGCCUCCAUACGCGAGGGAGCAGCGCUGCAGUGUGCAGAAGUGUGGUGCACCCUACAGGACGGAGAGAUGAGCAUUCACACACAACACAGCUCCACAGACACGCUGACUCUGGACAGCCAGACACGCUGCCAUCUGCAGCGCUCCGAGAACUGCAUCCUGCUGGAGUUUCCUGACAGGACGUUACACGUGCAGUUUGAGCUGGAGCACAGCUGUCUGCGGUGGCAUGAGCUCGUGCAGAGGGCCCUGCGCUCGACCACAGACGGGCCCCAGCGCUCAGGAUCCGUGCCCUGCUCUAUAGACCGGUGUAUAUCUCACAUCACACAGCACGGGCUGAAGGUGGAGGGUUUGUACCGGCGCUGUGGAGUCGCUCCUCAGAUCAGUAAGCUGGUCGACGCUCUGAGUGUUUCUCCAAGAGGAACGCUUCUGGAAACAGACGAGCUCUCCAUCCUGGACAUUUCAGGAGCUCUGAAACAGAUCCUGCGGCAGAGCUCUGAGCUCAUACCGAACGCACACAAGCCGCUCUGGCUCAAAGCCGCCGUCCUGUCAGAUGAAAAACAGAGACUGCAGAUGUACCGCAAACUGCUUAAACAGCUUCCUCCAGACAACCGCGUGACGCUGACCGCUCUGUGUGGACACCUGCACACUGUUCAGAUGCACAGUCAGGAGAACCGCAUGACGGCUCAUAAUCUGGCCCUGAUAUUUGUGGUCACACUGUUCCAGGAGCUCGCCAUGAACGCAGCCUUGGUACAACUCACCAAAGAGCUGAUCCUACGUCACCGCGAGAUCUUCAUGAAUCAUGUGGAGACAGAUAGAGAAAUCAUCACUGUAUUGUGAAGAGCUCAUCGUUUCUCCUUAUGAUCUCAUGGACAAUAAGUUCAUCAGCGUCAUGAGUGCCUCAAUUUACUGACGCAUUAAUAAUACUAUAGAAAGAUCAAUUCAGCCAAAAAGAGUUUACUCACCCUCAAGGCACUCAAGAUGUAGAUGAGUUUGUUUCUUCAUCAGAUUCGGAGAAAUGUAGCAUCACUGUCUCAGCAAUGGAUGCUCUGCAGUGAAUGGGUGCCGUCAGAACAAGAGUCCAAACGGCUGAUAAAAACAUCACAAUACUCCAGUCCAUCAAUUAAUGUAUUGAGAAGACAAAAGCUGCCUGGUGAAUUGUGUGAUCCUUUUUAGAUGUUACAGUGUUGUUUUUGUCACCAACACAUUUAGGAACCUCAGUGACAAACAUUGAGGAAAGCGUGACCAACAAAACCCCACUUUCAAUGGAUGAAGAACAACAAGUGAUAACCUGCUCAUACUGUAACAACCAUCUGAACGGACUGGUUUUAAUUCAUUAAAUUCUUUAAGAGAUGGUUUAUCUUGAACAGUAUCAUGAAGAAUGUUGGUAACCAAACAGUGACAGUAGUCAUUGACUUCCAAAGUAUUUUUUUUCCAUACCAUGGAAGUCAAUGGCAACUGUUUGGUUACCCACCUUAAAUGUCACAAUGUAUUAAUUGCCAUAUAAUCAUAUUUAUCAUGCCGGCAAUAAAAUGUCCAGUGGUACAUAUAUAAUGAAUGAAAGACUGUGUUCCAGAGUGUGUUGUGCUUUAUUGUUACUCAGAAUUACAUGACAGUGCAUUUGUAUUUAUGAAUAAAUGCGUUCAAACAGGA